ACCGUUACAGCAGAACGUUUUCAUGGAGAAAUGGAAUCACACUUCAAAUGAUUUCAUUUUGUUGGGUCUGCUUCCCCCAAAUCAAACUGGCAUAUUCCUCUUGUGCCUUAUCAUCCUCAUAUUCUUUCUGGCCUCGGUGGGUAACUCGGCCAUGAUUCACCUCAUCCAGGUGGAUCCUCGUCUCCACACACCGAUGUACUUUCUUCUCAGCCAGCUCUCCCUCAUGGACCUGAUGUACAUCUCCACCACCGUCCCCAAGAUGGCGUACAACUUCCUCUCUGGCCAGAAAGGCAUCUCCUUCCUGGGAUGUGGUGUGCAAAGCUUCUUCUUCCUGACCAUGGCGUGUUCUGAAGGCUUACUACUGACCUCCAUGGCCUAUGACCGUUAUGUGGCCAUCUGCCACCCUCUCCAUUAUCCCAUCCGCAUGAGUAAAAUGAUGUGUGUAAAGACGAUCAUAGGCUCUUGGACCCUGGGGUCCAUCAACUCUUUGGCACACACAGUCUAUGCCCUUCAUAUUCCUUACUGCAGGUCUAGAGCUAUUGACCAUUUCUUCUGCGAUGUCCCAGCCAUGCUGCUUCUUGCCUGUACAGAUACUUGGGUCUAUGAAUAUAUGGUUUUUGUAAGUACAAGCCUCUAUCUUCUUUUUCCUUUCAUUGGCAUCACUGCUUCCUAUGGCCGAGUCCUAUUUGCUGUCUAUCAUAUGCGUUCAAAGGAGGGAAGAAAAAAGGCCUUCACCACCAUAUCAACACAUUUAACUGUUGUGGUCUUUUAUUAUGCACCUUUUGUCUACACCUAUCUUCGGCCCAGGAAUUUCCGCUCACCAGCUGAAGACAAGAUCCUGGCAGUUUUCUACACCAUCCUUACCCCCAUGCUCAAUCCCAUUAUCUACAGCCUCAGGAAUAAGGAAGUCCUGGGGGCCAUGACAAGAGUGUUUGGGGUAUUCUCUUUCCUGAAAGAAUAAUCAUGGUCUUCCCUACUCCCUUCGUAUUUCCUCUUUCCAAGUUGAUUUGAACACGCUAGAGCAGGUAUGUCCAACAUAAUUUAAAAUUUUGUAAUAGGUACAUUUAAGCAGUCAAAUCAAUUUAAAUAAUAUAUUUAAUUCAAAACAAUGUUAUAAUUAAUAUUAACAAUAUUGAUGUUAAUUACAUAGCAUACUAUUUCAAUAAAUUAUAUGCAAUAUGUUACACUGUAUGUUUGUACCUAUAUUACUAUUACUGUGAUAAUAUUUAUACUCAUAUAUUGAUAUAGAAUUUCUUCAGGUAAUAACACAAAUUUGUUAAUGUCGCCUUUUACUCUGUUUGCAUUCUAAGUCUUCAAAGUCUUGUGUUUGUUUUAUGCUAGAGUACAGUGCAGCUUGGACAAAGCAUAUCUCAAGUGCCUAGUCAGUGUCUACAGUGUUGGACAGCACAGCCUUAGAGCAUCCCCAAUCAAUAGUUUUCAGAAGUUAUAUAUGCGUAUGUGUGUGCACGUAUGGUGUAUACAAACAUAUUUUUGGUAUACACAAUAUUGCUGAUGAACUGAAAAUUAACAAGUAAAACACUUAUGCUAAGGUAGUGUUUAUGUGUUUCUUUAUCUGUUGGCUCAUUUUUAGCAUGUGCAUAUUUAUUGUAAUUAACAUUUGGAGUCCAGUUUAUCCUAACAUCUUUUAAUAAAACUAUUCAGGGAGAGCUUAUCUGACUUACAAUUUUGCUGAUUUCAAUAAAAACACUGAGAUUAAAUAACCUGAAUAUGAAUAUAAGAAAACCCCACAUUUAUAUAUACAUAUAAAGUAAUAAAAUUAUUAUAUAAAUA
Molecule: messenger RNA, 1791 nt
Organism: Chlorocebus sabaeus (green monkey)
Lineage: Eukaryota; Metazoa; Chordata; Mammalia; Primates; Cercopithecidae
Product: olfactory receptor 2L13
Biological process (GO): G protein-coupled receptor signaling pathway
Cellular component (GO): membrane
Molecular function (GO): G protein-coupled receptor activity; olfactory receptor activity
Source: RefSeq, a predicted model, not a curated record